This is a messenger RNA of Anolis sagrei ordinatus, 7067 nucleotides long. It is a transcript of the gene ACVR2A, whose product is annotated as activin A receptor type 2A. Gene Ontology annotation, biological process: cellular response to growth factor stimulus; protein phosphorylation; activin receptor signaling pathway. Gene Ontology annotation, cellular component: plasma membrane; activin receptor complex. The record is from RefSeq and is a predicted model, not a curated record. NCBI's taxonomy places the organism in Eukaryota, Metazoa, Chordata, Lepidosauria, Squamata, Anolidae. Gene Ontology annotation, molecular function: ATP binding; activin binding; activin receptor activity.
AAAAAAAAAAAAGGGCGAGCGAGGCGGAGAGGAAACAAAAACAAUCGCCCGGGCGCCGCCAUCUUGAGCCUGCUCUCCUCACCGCGCAACUGAAUGGGUAGCUAUGAAAUUACCAGAGGGGCGCAGCAAGGGAGGGAGGGCCGUUCCGCGCUGCCAGCCGGGCCUCGGGGGCGGUGGUAGAAGAAGCGCUCCUCUCCCCUUCGCCGCCUCCCUCGCUCCCUCCUCACGCCGCCCUGCGCGGGGACAGCGCCUCGGCCCUGCCGCCUCCUCUCCCGCUCCCUCCAAGGCGACGGCAGCUCCUCCACUUGCUCGGCGAGGAGGGCUCGGCGGGGAGGAGAAGACCCCAGCGCUUGCAGCAGGUUCUUCGGGAGGCCCGAGGAAGAGCUAAGAGGAGGAGGAGAAAGAGGAAGAGGGAGGCUUCUGUUGGCCCCCCUCCCUUUACGUUAGGUUGUGUGGGAGGCUCAAGGGGGAGAAGAGGGUGGACUGGAGGGAAGGAAAGGAAGAAGGAGCCUCAAAACAAAAGUCAACUUGCAUCCCCAGAAGAAGAAAAUGGUGAUCCCGCGAAGAGUUGGAUGAGAGAGAGAGAGAGAGAAAAUAGCCCCUAAGGAGGACUCUGCCUGUGUACCUUGCCCACCUCUUUCCACUCCAGAAGACCAUGGUUGUGCAGCAUCGCCUCACGUCUUCUUCACCCGAGGUGGAUUGAGCUCUUCAGGACAGAUUCCUGUUCUGAACAGAGACUGGGGGAGAAACGUGCUUGGGUUUUGUCUUCUUCCCCUCCCACCAGCCUUCCAUUUCUCCUUCAUCAGAAAGCUUCUAUGUAAGGGUAUUUUGAAUUACUGUGUUGGGGAAAUCCUCUUAAUAAGCUGCAAGUUUAUUAAGGGCAAGGAACAAUCUGAAAUAUAUGCCGCCUUCUUCAUGAUCGUGAAAGUGGAAAGGAUUUGGUAAGACAAGAGGGAAUGUGCAGCGUUCACUGACUGGAUAAGGAAAAAGGACCAAGCCGUCCUUCAUUAACAUUUUUUGGGGCUUUUUUCUGGAGAACGGGUGAACUCUUGUUUCUGCCCUCUUCAUCGUUGUGGGUUGAACUCAGCAUUUAUUAAUAGGAAACGCUGGUGUUUCACAAAUUUCUUUCUCAAGUUUUUUUUAAAUCAAAGGAUUAGUUUGUGAUUACUCCUUCCAUCCAAGGCAUGUUAGUGUUGACACUUGAAACUGAAAUGGAACUAUUUCUCACUCGGACACUACAGGCUUGACACUACAUGCUUGAAAAGAAGCGUGAAGAUGAAAGUAUUGUUUACUAAUAUCUGUACUUCUUGCCGGUUUCCAACACUCAUGGGAGAUACCUUUCAGAUCUCAAAGUGAAGACUUACCUGCUCAACACUAAACUGCUUUAUUGCAUUAAUUGAAAUUUUUUGCCACUGUUUGUACAGAAGCCAAAUGAUGUGAGUGUUCCUCAAUAUAUAUCUACAUUGUUUUACUUGUGGGUCUACUGAAAAAAAGCUGGUUAGACUGAAAAUUGUUUUUACUCAUAUGGGACGUGUUACUUUCCAAGAUAACUUAAAAUAACUGAAAGAAGGAUUUUCAUAUUUGGAAGACCCAGGAAGCUGGAUAUAUAGAAUUUUCUUCAAACUGAUUUUAACUAUUUGGAAAAUGGGAGCUGCUACAAAGUUGGUGUUUGCUGUUUUUCUUAUCUCCUGUUCUUCAGGUGCCAUUCUAGGCAGAUCAGAGACACAGGAGUGCAUCUUCUACAACGCUAAUUGGGAAAAUGAUAGAACAAAUCGCAGUGGCAUUGAAUCGUGUUAUGGUGAUAAAGAUAAAAGACGACAUUGCUUUGCAACGUGGAAGAAUAUUUCUGGAUCUAUUGAAAUUGUGAAAAAGGGUUGCUGGCUAGAUGAUAUUAACUGUUAUGACAGAGCUGAAUGCAUAGAAAGAAAAGACAGCCCUGAAGUGUUUUUCUGCUGCUGCGAAGGCAACAUGUGCAAUGAACAUUUUUUCUACUCUCCAGAGAUGGAGGUCACACAGCCUACUUCCAAUCCUGUUCCACCUAAACCACCCUUGUUCAGUACUUUGCUUUAUUCUCUGGUGCCUAUAAUGGGAAUCGCAGUUAUCAUACUGUUUUCAUUUUGGAUGUACCGACACCAUAAAUUGGCAUAUCCUCCAGUACUUGUACCAACCCAGCACGCCUUUCAUAUAAUGAUAGAGGAUCCUGGACCACCCCCUCCAUCGCCUCUGAUGGGCCUCAAGCCACUGCAAUUACUUGAGGUCAAAGCCAGGGGAAGAUUUGGCUGUGUCUGGAAAGCUCAGUUGUUAAAUGAAUAUGUGGCUGUGAAAAUAUUCCCAAUCCAGGACAAACAGUCAUGGCAAAAUGAAUAUGAGAUAUAUAGCUUGCCUGGAAUGAAACAUGAAAAUAUACUCCAGUUUAUUGGUGCUGAGAAGCGAGGAACCAACAUUGAUGUUGAUUUGUGGCUAAUAACAGCAUUUCAUGAAAAGGGGUCACUUACCGACUUUCUGAAGGCUAACGUAGUCUCAUGGAAUGAACUCUGUCACAUUGCUGAAACUAUGGCUAGGGGUUUGGCUUACCUUCAUGAAGAUAUCCCUGGUUUGAAAGAUGGACAUAAACCAGCUAUAUCCCACAGGGACAUUAAAAGCAAGAACGUAUUGCUGAAAAAUAAUCUUACGGCUUGUAUUGCUGACUUUGGCCUUGCUUUAAAAUUUGAGGCUGGGAAGUCAGCAGGCGAUACACAUGGUCAGGUUGGCACCCGAAGAUACAUGGCUCCCGAAGUGUUAGAAGGUGCUAUCAACUUCCAAAGGGAUGCGUUUUUGAGAAUAGAUAUGUAUGCCAUGGGACUAGUCUUGUGGGAACUGGCAUCACGAUGUACUGCAUCAGAUGGACCAGUGGAUGAAUAUAUGUUACCUUUUGAGGAAGAAGUGGGCCAGCAUCCUUCUCUUGAAGAUAUGCAGGAAGUUGUUGUACAUAAAAAGAAGAGGCCUGUCUUGAGAGAGUGUUGGCAGAAACAUGCUGGAAUGGCAAUGCUCUGUGAAACAAUAGAAGAGUGCUGGGAUCAUGAUGCAGAAGCUCGAUUGUCAGCAGGCUGUGUAGAGGAACGCAUUAUUCAGAUGCAAAGACUAACAAACAUUAUAACAACAGAGGACAUUGUGACAGUUGUCACGAUGGUAACAAAUGUGGACUUCCCUCCCAAAGAAUCCAGUCUAUGAUAGUUGCACUGGUCGCACACUUUGACCAAUAAGACUCUGCGCUGGAGCUGCUAAGCUAAGGGGCCUGAUUCUGGUCAACUCUUUUCUGUGUGAUAUGUGGAAGGAAUGGUAAGUCUGGCUUUGGAGUGUCAGUGGGACGAUGCUUCCCUGCCCUACUCCAGACAUGGAUCCAGGAGACUUACUGCAUUCCUUGUAUACAACAACUGAAGGACAUGGGACUGAGAGAAAAAUAGCAAGAUGAUGUUAACAAACUUAUUUGAAGAAGAACAUGGACCUAUCCUGGCUAGUCAAACAUUUUAAAACCUGACAUUGUAUUUCUUAACAUGUCAGACUAAUUCCUUAAAAUGAACUACUGCUAUUUUUUUUAAAUCAAACAUUUCAUUUUCCGAUUUAAGAAAAAGGGUUACUUGUUUUUAUUGCAUUUGCUGUUGUGUUUAUAUAAAUGACUAUUGUAAUGCCAAUAUGACACAGCUUGUGAAUGUUUAGUGUGCUGCUGUUCUAUGUAAUCAAAGUGGGAUCUAGCAAAAAGGCUUCCAAGCAUUACUUAACCUCCCUCAACAAGGUAUACCUCAGUUCCACCUAUGCUUCAUCAUUGAAUUGACAACACUAACAAAACCAAGAUAAUAAAUUGAUCCAGAUUUUGUAAAUGGUGUAUUACAGAUUCACGGUAUUGUUUUUUUAAAAGAUGGUAAGAUAUGAUUCAUGCCAACAGUCAGUGGCCAUUCCUGAAAUUGCGUGUUAACCUUUCCUUGUUCUAUCUUGUGUAUAAAAAUGUAUUGUGUGUUCAAUGGAAAACAUCCCCAAUUUUUAGUUUAAAGCUUUAUUUUGCCUCCAGUUCCCAAAACGUUGCAUACAUUUAUUUUACAAAAUAUUUAGGUUUGCUGUGUCUGAUGGUAAUUUUAAAUUUUAAGCAUGAUUCUUUUUUUAAAAAGAGAUUUAUGAGAGCAAUGGCACUGGAAAACUCUUCUUUGGAAAGAAGCCUUUUUCAAUUUUAUAUAUAUGUAAAUGUUCUGCCUCAUGUAUUUUGUUUUACUGAACAGGAGACAGUAGGUUGGAUGCAGACUGAGGUGUGUGCAAUGAGGCUGGGAGAAGCAGUCAUCCCCUUCUCCAGCUUCCCGGGAGCACUCUGCCAACUCACUCCUUUUUGGGGGGCAACCCAUGAGUGAGGAAUGGCUCGUGCUGUUGCACUUGCCAAACGCUGAAUUCAGCCUAUUCCCCACUGUGUUACUGUUUCAAGAUCACCUCAGGAAUCUUCACUACCCUUGCUCCUUUGCAACUUCACAGUGCUUCAUUUUUGUUCCCCAACUUAUCUGAGUAAUAUUUUGCCCGUGAUUCAAUACAUUUUCCCUAUGUUCACAAAAAAAUUAAAUUAAAGUUAGGUAAUUGCUUUUUAAAAACAAACUUACCAUCAGAUAUGCAAUUAUUUCUGUUAAUGUAGCAGUUGAACACAAAGAAAAAGCCCUUCCACAUUACCUUUAAAUUGCUUUAUUUAAUAGGGACAGGAGCUUAAGAUAUGAGCCUUGCCAUGAAAACUCUAGCUAAAUGGGCAGGAAGUAGAUAGGUGCCAAAGUACUUUUGAGAAGUAAUAACACUACAGUUAUUUGAGCAAUUGUAUGUUUGCAGGCCAAAGUAAGUUAACUCUAAAACUAAAGUACUGAACCAACAGUAGCCACUAAGUAUUAUGAGAUUCUGUACAGGUCCUUAAAGAAGACACACAUCAUGCAUUACAUUAUAAAGAGUUUGGGGUGAGGUUUUUUGUCACAAUCAAAAGUUCGCUGUGAAUGUUUUCUUCUUAACAGUUAUUUAUUAAACCACGCCGUUUUCUUACAUAUUGAUCUCUGGGAACAAAGAGGAAUUUAUUUAUAAGCAAGAUUUCUGUGUCUAAACUCUAAAACAAGGAGAAUGGAAACAGCUGAGGAGUUUGUCUCUUAGUGACCCAACCAGAGAUUACUAUUUUGUCUCAUGGUUUUGUAGUAGCCGUAAGACCAUUUGGGCUACCAUUAUUUACUCUUGGGCACUUGUUGCUAGUUCCGUUCGUUGACAAACAUAGGAGGACUGUUUGAGUUGUGUUUUUUUAAAAAAAAUAAAGAGGAAUACUUUGAUUAUUUGUGAUUUCAGGCAUGAAUACAGCAAUUCCAACUCAAGGAGUUGCACCUAAAAAUACCUGAAUUGUAUAUUUGAUUCCUCCUUAAAAUGUUUAUACUAGGAAGAUGCAUAAAGUUUUAGCAAUGGACAUCCAGAAACAUGUAAAUAUUAAAAAAAACAUUUAUGUCGCAGACAUAGAUGAAAUGUUUGUUUUGGGGGUCUCCCCUCCAAUCUUUUCUAGAGCAGCUUUCUAUCAAACACAGAUUUACACCAGUAUGACCCAAACCAGAUGGGAACAUUUUUCUCAUGUAUUUUUCCUAAUACAUUUCUCAUUGCAGGUCAUAUAGGGGAAAUAAUCAAAACUGACAAUCAGUGUAAUGCUUCUUCAUAUAUGUAGGUAGGUAUAUAUAUAUAUAUAUAUAUAUAUAUAUAUAUAUAUAUAUAUUACAAAUCUCUCUUGGAAUCCCACAACUAACUUAUUUAAUGUUUGUAAAAAGAAUGAUACCAUAUGUCAGAAAAUACUUUUGACAAAUCUCAUUUCUUUGGGUAGGAUCUGUGAAAUUGCUACAGUUCAGACUGUUUGUGUCCAAAUAUAAGACAGUCACAUCUUGCAGGGAAUUUCAAAUUCUUUGUUUCCAGCUCAUCAAGAAAACAAAGGUGGAUAAGUUUGACAAGAACGUUUAAGACAAGAAACGUGUAAAAGUUGGGGGGGGGGGUCCCCCAAAAAAGAAGAAGGUCUGAGCUGGGGAAGGUGUUUUGUUUUCUGACAGGUAUUGUGACCAUUGUGGCUUUUUGUAUUUGAAUCAUACCGCUUAUGUGGAUCUGGCCAGCUCUGGUGGUUUACCUUGUAUCUUUGAACUUGUGAAGAAAUGCUAGGGCCCUGGCUCAAACUUUCAUUUGUCUUUGGUUUGCCUAUGUCUACUUAGUUGGCUGCCAUAUAAUUACCACAGGAAUUAAGAGAUUAGUCAGUUCUGUGAUCAAUUUAGACGUCUAAACCCUGCAAUACCUUUUCAGUUUGUGUUAGAUGCUAAGAACUGUAUAUCACAUAAUGCAUGACUACUCUUUGUACAGUUGCUAAAUAUAACUUAGCAUUUCAGAACAGAUUGUGCCUCGUAAUUGUUGGAGUUCCUUGACCUAGCAUUAUCAUUCAUGGUGGUAUUCUGAAAAUGAGUCUGGAUUAAAAAUACACAACUUUAUACCUUCUUUGAUAGCAAAAAUCCAUGUGGAGUAGCUCUUGCCAUAACUAAGGUGUAAUCUCAGAUGUAGUAGUAAUAAAUAUUGUUCAUACUACAGUUCUACAGAAUAAAUGGCUGAUUGUAGUUUAACCAAGUGAGGUGACUGAUUGGUUGACCUUUUCCACUUCUCUUUUUAACCUUUUUAAUGCAUUUUUAUUAGGAAUAUUUGGUAUAAGAUAACAGAAAGCUAUGUACAGGAUUAUGAGCAAAAGAUAAAAUAGUAUCCUUGUUGGAACACCAUUUACCUCAAGAUACUCAACCAGCAGUACUUUUUUUUUAAUGCACACUCAGUCCAUAUAAGAUGUUACCUCUCAAGAUAUUGGUGAGCAAUUAUUUUAGCUUUACUCUGUACAUGUCAGUGUUCUGGGCACAGGUUGUUGUACUACUGUCAAAUUGCUCUUGCUAUUUUUUUUUGGCAAGUAUUUAAAAGAAAAUAACCCCAUCCUGGAUAAAAGUGAUUGUGAAAUAUUGUAUAAAUGUAUGCUCUCUCUUUCCCUAUUCCCACAGAAAGAUGAAUAAAAAAUUAAGUGACUACUA